Messenger RNA from Uloborus diversus, 2372 nucleotides. RefSeq names its product papilin-like. Lineage: Eukaryota; Metazoa; Arthropoda; Arachnida; Araneae; Uloboridae. Gene Ontology annotation, molecular function: serine-type endopeptidase inhibitor activity. The record is from RefSeq and is a predicted model, not a curated record. Bases 43 to 2301 code for a protein of 752 amino acids. The transcript has 15 exons.
UUCUUGGAUCCUUUACUCAUCAGCUAUUCUUGAGAAGGAGACAUGAAAGCUUUGAUUUUGCUCUGUGCUGUUGGUGUUGCGUUGGCAGCCCAGGUUUGCCACAACAAUGCCCACUACGAAUCGUGCGGCACGGCAUGCCCCCUGACGUGCUCCAACUACAACGACCCUCCACGCGUUUGCGUCCUGAUGUGCGUCCCCGGAUGUGUCUGUGACGAAGGAUACGUCAAGUCCAUUGACGGAUCUUGCGUCAAACCAGAGCACUGCCCAGCCAUUGACCCUGCUCCUACCUGCCCCAGCAACUCCCACUACGAGCUGUGUGGCACCUCUUGUCCAUUGACCUGCGAGAACUACAAGGAUGCUCCUCUCGUCUGCGACUUCAUGUGCAACCAUGGAUGCUUCUGCGACAAGGGAUACGUCCUGGCCCAAGAUGGAAGCUGCGUCAAGCCAAGCCAGUGCCCCGCCAACAGUGGCCUGUUUGUACACUGCCCCGAAAACUCUGUGUACUCCGACUGCGGCACCGCAUGUCCCUUGACCUGUGACAACUACGACAACCCUCCCACAGCCUGUCCCCUGAUGUGUGUCUCUGGAUGCCACUGCGAGAAAGGAUUUGUCAAAACCGAAGACGGACACUGCGUCAGACCAGAGAACUGCCCCUCCAGAGCAGUCCGACCUGAGAAAUACACUUGCGUAGAAGAACCUGAAAAAGGAGAAUGCCGUGGGUACAUCCCAAUGUACUACUAUGACGCCAAAGACGGAACCUGCAAGAAAUUCAUCUACGGAGGCUGUGGUGGAAACGGCAACAGACACGUGACCGAGAAGGAAUGUUUGGCUCACUGCGAAGGUGUCACUCAGAGUUCUUCUGACAUCUGCAGUCUGCCCAAGGAACAAGGUUUGUGCCAAGCAUACUUCCCCAGGUACUACUACGACAGUGACCUUGGAAAAUGCGUCCGAUUUGUGUAUGGUGGUUGCGGAGGAAACGAGAACAACUUCCAAACCGAGGAAGAAUGCCAGAGAACUUGUGAGACAGCUCCUCUGAGGUCUUUUGAUGUCUCUUCCUGCCAGCUGUUCCCCGAGACCGGUCCAUGCAAGGCAAACAUCGUCCGAUAUUACUUCGACAAGAACGAGAAGACCUGCAAGCCUUUCAUCUACGGAGGAUGCGAAGGAAACGGAAACAACUUCGAGACCGUAGAAGAAUGCAACGGAAAGUGCAACGAUGUGUCAAAACGUAAUUUUGAUCUUCGUAUACGUUUGCUAAAUCACAUAAAUAGCAAAAAUUACACUCCUCGAUCCUUUACUGAUCAGCUAGCUAUCACUGAAGAAGACAUGCAAGCUUUGAUUUUUCUCUGCGCUGUUGGUGUUGCUUUGGCAGCCCAGGUUUGCCAAGACAAUGCCCACUACGAGUCGUGCGGCACGGCAUGCCCCUUGACGUGCUCCAACUACAACAAUCCACCCCAGGCCUGUGUCCUGAUGUGCGUCGCCGGAUGCGUCUGUGAUGAAGGAUACGUCAAGUCCAUCGACGGAUCUUGCGUCAAGCCUUUGAACUGCCCAGCCAUUGACCCUGCACCAUCCUGCCCCAGCAACGCCCACUACGAGGAGUGCGGCACCUCUUGCCCAUUGACCUGCGAGAACUACGCCAACCCUCCCCACAUCUGCAACCUGAUGUGCAACACUGGAUGCUUCUGUGACGAGGGAUACGUCAAGACCCACGAUGGGAAAUGCGUCAAGCCAAGCCAGUGCCCCGCCAGGGACCCCGCUUUCUGCCCCGACAACUCUGAAUACAGAGAGUGUGGCACCGCAUGCCCCUUGACCUGCGAGAACUACCACAACCCACCCAGAAUCUGCCCUGCCAUGUGCGUCUCUGGAUGCCACUGCCAGGAGGGAUUUGUUCAAACUCAAGAUGGACACUGCAUCAGGCCAGAAAACUGCCCCCAACGGUCCGUUGAACCUGAAAACCCUAGUUGCGUAGAAGAACCCGAAACAGGCCCCUGCCGUGCCUACAUCCCAAUGUACUACUACGACAUCAAGGACGGAACCUGCAAGAAAUUCAUCUACGGAGGCUGCGAAGGAAACGGCAACAGACACCCCACCUUGGCGCACUGCUUGUCCCUGUGCGAAGGUGUCACUCAGAGUACUUCUGAUAUCUGCAGUCUGCCCAAGGAACAAGGUUUGUGCCACGCAUACUUCCUCAGGUACCACUACGACAGCAAGCUUGGAAAAUGCGUCCAAUUUGUGUAUGGUGGUUGCGGAGGAAACGAGAACAACUUCGAAACCGAGGAAGAAUGCCAGAGAACCUGUGCUUAAACGAGCUUACAUGUCAAGAGAACAACGAAGAAGAAUUGUAGAUUAAUAAAUUCUUAUUAACUACUAUGAAA